UUCUUAUAAGAAAUGUGAGAAACAAGAACAUCAAUAAUGAAACCACUAAAGAAAACUAUGGAGUAUCAACCACACCACCAACAGUGUGCUGUACCAAAAAUUAACCAUCAACAGCGAUGCGUCGACAGAUGAGUACCAGAGCCAGAGCUUUUUCUCAAAUGGGUUUCUCUAAGCACCCCUAUAAAGUCGUCACACGAGCAAGUGAACAAGUGGAGAAGAGCAUCUACACAGUUCUGACCCUGGACCGUUGGGGCUCACUCAAUCAUAUGGGUUAUAAAAUGGCUUCAUUAAGGCCUGUUCAUGGAAAAUUAGCUUUGAAAUUCUUGAAUUGGUUUAUUAAGCAACCUGGUUUGGAGUUUACUCAUAUUAUUCUUAUGUAUGGUAUCACGACUCAUAUACUCGUCAGAGCUAGAAUGUAUGACGACGUUAAGUCAAUUUUGGGACAUUUGUCUGACAACAUGGGUGUUGGCCCAAAUUUUCUUUUCGAUGCUCUUAUGGAUACGUAUCGCCUUUGCAGUUCAAACCCUUGUGUUUUUGAUAUCUUUAUUAGGGUUUAUGUGAGAAAAGGAACACUUGAGGAUGCUCUUGAGAUAUUCCAUUUGAUGAGUUGUCGAGGAUUUAAACCGUCGGUUUACACUUGUAAUAUGCUUCUAGCUGCAAUGGGGAGGAGGCAGCAGCAAAAUGCUGAGACUACCGUGUGGUUAUUCUUCAAAGAAAUGCUUGCUAAACGCAUUUGCCCCAAUGUUGGUACAUUCAAUAUACUUUUACGAGUUGUGUGUGCCGAAGGGAAGGUCGAGAGAGCAAAUUGUUUGCUUGCAAAGAUGGUAGAGAGUGGUUAUAAACCUGAUGUGGUUACGUAUAAUACUUUGCUUAAUUGGUAUUGCAAAAAGGGAAGGUAUAAAACAGCUUUAGAACUGAUUGAUUGCAUGAAUGCAAAGGGUGUUGAAGCUGAUGUUUGUACAUACAACAUGUUUAUAGAUGACUUAUGCAGGAAGAAUAGGAGUGCUAAGGGCUAUGUAGUAUUGAGGAAGAUGAGGAAGAGAUCGAUUGUUCCGAAUCAUAUUACCUAUAAUACUCUUAUUAACGGGUUUGUGAAAGAGGGGAAGAUUGACACUGCAAUGAAGAUUUUGAAUGAGAUGUUGAAGCUCAAUCUUUCACCGAAUUGUAUCACUUUCAAUGCUUUGAUUGAUGGGCAAUGUCGAGCAGGCAAUCUUAAAGAGGCUCAAGAAAUGCUGACUGAAAUGGAAACAAGAGGUCUACAGCCCAGUGAGGUAAGUUAUGGGGCUCUCUUGAAUGGUUUCUGCAAGCAUGGCAUAAUGGGUUCUGCAAGAGAUAUCCUCAAGAAGAUGAAAUCGAGAGGAUUAUCUAUCAAUCAGAUUCCGUAUACAAUGUUAUUAGAAGGAAUAUGCAGAACAACGGAGUCGCUAGGAGAAGUUGUUCCAUUACUUGAGGAUAUGUUUGAGAAGGGUAUAUGUCUUGAUGUUGUUGCAUACUCGGUUCUUCUAAAUGGAUUUUGUAAAGCUGGAAUGCUAAUAACUGCGAUGGAAAUAUUAUGUAGGAUGUACAGGUUUGGAGUUUUCCCAAAUGAUGUAGUAUACUCUACUUUGAUCUACAACUUUUGCAAGCAACAAGAUGUCCUAAAAGCAAUGAGAGUCUAUGCAAUGAUGCACAAAACAGGCCAUAGUCCUGACGUUUUCAUAUGCAACUCGCUGAUAUCUUCUCUUUGUACAGGUGGAAGAGUAAGAGAGGCAGAGGAUUUCAUGCGUCACAUGCAUAAGAUUGGUCUUGUUCCCGAUUCUGUUGCUUUUCAUUCUGUUAUUGAUUGCUAUGGAAAUGUAGGUGAAGGGUUAAAAGCAUUAUCCUGGUUUGACAAAAUGGCUAACUUAGGUAGACAGCCUAGCGUUUACACCUAUGCAAGCUUACUAAAGGGAAUAUGCAGAGGAGGAAACCUUACAGAGGCACUUGGAUUAUUUAAUAGGCUCCGUGGUAUUUGCUGUGCGACAGAUGUUGUUGUUGUCUACAACUCAUUGCUGGCUGAGAUCUGCAAGUUAGGCCACUUCCACAUGGCAUUAAUCCUUAUCGACGAGAUGUUUCAGAAUAAUGUGCUCCCUGAUAGUCAUACCUACACCAGUCUCCUAGCUGGCUUGUGUGGUAACAAUAAGUUGGUGGCUGCAAUUCUUCUGUUGGAAAGAGCAUUGAGUAGAGGAGACCCCUCUUCAAACCGGGUCAUGUAUACAUGUAUUGUUGAUGGACUUUUCAAGAGUGGCUUGCCUAAGAUUGCCGGUUACUUCUUUGAUGAGAUGAUAAGGAAAGGUCUUAGUCCAGAUACCGUGGCACUGAAUGUGGUGAUGGAUGGUUACUCAAAACAUGGGCAAAUGGAUAAGGUGAGUAGUUUCUUUUCUACAAUGAGAGAGCCUUCCUUGACUACAUAUAAUAUUCUAUUACGAGGCUACUCGAGACAGAAAAACAUAUCUGAGUGCUCUAAGUUAUAUCAAUCACUUAGAGAAAAAGGUUUCACGCCAGAUAAAGUAACAAGCCAUUAUGUGAUUCUUGGACUCUGUGAGUCGAAGCUGCUGGACAUUGGGGUUAAAUUUAUGAUAAAGAUGAUCUUGGGGGGGAUAGUGGCAGAUAAAUUCACAUUCAACAUGAUAAUCCGUAAAUAUUGUGAAAGGGGUGAGAUGAAGAAGGCCCUUGGUCUUCUUACUUUAAUGACUACCUUAGGUGUUUCUCCUGAUGGAGACACUUACAAUUCGAUAUUUAAGGGACUAAAAAGAACAUUGGACUUCCAAAAUUCACAUCGUCUCUUGCAUAUAAUGAUUGAAGAGGGUUUUGCUCCAAUCGACAGACAAUACUGCAAUUUAAUAACUAGUAUGUGUAAAGUUGGAGAUGUAAAAGGAGCAUUCAAACUAAAAGAUGAAAUGGAGCUGAUAGGUAUUAGCUCCUCCCGUACUAUAGCUGAGGGUGCAAUUAUAAGAGGGCUCGUGCGUCGUGGGAAGAUGGAGGAAGCAAUGCUGGUACUUGAAUGUAUGCUACGGAUGCAUCUACUUCCAACUGUUGCCACAUUCACAACUGUUAUGCAUGGACUUUGCAAAAGUGGUAACUUGUGUGAGGCCUUAAAAUUGAAAACUACAAUGGAGCUUCAUGGUGCAAAGCCAGAUGUUAUUGCUUACAAUGUCCUCAUAACUGGCUUUUGUGCUGGUGGUGAUAUUGAUGAUGCAUAUCAGCUGUAUGAGGAGCUGAAAGAGAGGGGUAUGUGUCCCACUAUUACAACCUUCACCGUUCUUCUCAAUGCAUUUUGUUCAGCUGGGAAUGAUCAUCUUGCAAAGGGUGAAAGUCUUCUAAAUGGUCUGCAAGAGAGGGGACUGGCGGAUGAACUUCAUUCAAAUACCCAAGCACUAUGUGAAAGAUUGACAAUCAUGAAGGAAAAGCUAAAUGCUUUAAGAAAGAAGAAAAAGAAAAGAAGAUAAGUGUACUGCUAUAGAAAGAUGACACUGGCUGGGAACAUUAUUUAUCUAGCUUGCUGGAAAUGACAUUGACAACCUUUAAUGGUUGAGAUCAGGUCUAUCUGAGACAUUACGUCUGCAGCUGAUACUUUGGCUGCUUGAUCUACCAUUUGAAGUGUUUCUAUGUUCGGUAUCCUUUAGCAUAUCUGUCCUACAAGGUGGGAUAUAAGGAUAUUGCAGCUCACAAAGUGGUCUAAUGUUCUGUCCGAAUAGCUUAUGUGAGCUCUAUGUUCAAGGGCAUAGAGUUGAAGUGUUGCAAAUCAUAUCGAAGCUUGUUUCUGAAACUAGUGGGUGACGAUCCGUUCGUUCGUAAGGAUUCUAUUGUUGAGGUGAGUCUCCGCAUUGUUGUUGGAGGCUUUAAUUUCAGCUUUAUCCCUUUAGAUUAUAUUUCUUUUUAUUGGGUUGCAUGCCCGAAAGUUGAACUCAUGUAACGCUAUUUUAGAUGUGAGAUUUGGGACAGAGAAUUAGUUCGGAGUUCUUUGUUUGUAUAAUUUGUAUAGUUCUUAGUAACAAACAUAGAAGAAAAUUGUUAAGGAGAUUCCAGGCCCGACUUGAUAAGAUUGGAGAUCUAAACUUCAAAAAAGACGGUAUAUAUUUUUAUU
Messenger RNA from Capsicum annuum, 4105 nucleotides. RefSeq names its product pentatricopeptide repeat-containing protein At5g55840. The record is from RefSeq and is a predicted model, not a curated record. The transcript has a single exon. Lineage: Eukaryota; Viridiplantae; Streptophyta; Magnoliopsida; Solanales; Solanaceae. Bases 117 to 3467 code for a protein of 1116 amino acids. Gene Ontology annotation, molecular function: protein binding.